This is a messenger RNA of Tripterygium wilfordii, 2204 nucleotides long. RefSeq names its product beta-1,4-xylosyltransferase IRX14-like. Gene Ontology annotation, molecular function: xylosyltransferase activity; galactosylgalactosylxylosylprotein 3-beta-glucuronosyltransferase activity. The record is from RefSeq and is a predicted model, not a curated record. The coding region runs from base 236 to 1744 and encodes 502 amino acids. Gene Ontology annotation, biological process: glucuronoxylan biosynthetic process; plant-type secondary cell wall biogenesis. The transcript has 3 exons. Gene Ontology annotation, cellular component: Golgi membrane. Lineage: Eukaryota; Viridiplantae; Streptophyta; Magnoliopsida; Celastrales; Celastraceae.
AUCAACCAUCAACCAUCAACCAUUGAAAGCGUACUCCCCACCUAUCGGUAUCAACAACAGAGACUGAUUCUUAAAUUCGAAGCAAAUCAUUAUUAAAUUCCACAUUAACAAAUCAGCUUUCCAACCAAGAAAUUGAACUAUCUCUGCAAAUACCUCCACCAUCUCCCUCUUCUCUCCCCCUCACCACAUACACUUAGUUCUAGCUUAGACAAACAGAGAGGAGGGGAGAGAGGAGAUGAAGGUCUCGGCGCUGCAGCAGAGCUACAUGAAUCGCCGAAGCAACAGCUUCAGAGGAUCUACGCCACUGGAUUCAGCUGCCGACGGCCCGAUUAAAUCGCCGGCAGCUGUUUUCUGGCUCGUUUUACAUGGUCUGUGCUGCUUAAUCAGUCUCGUCCUUGGUUUCCGGUUCUCUCGCUUGGUCUUCUUCUUCCUCUUCUCCGCCUCAACCACCAACAUCUAUACGGCGCCGUUUCGGUUAACCAAUGAGCUAGGCAUUCCUGUAAGUAAACCGUCAAAUCCGGUUGCGAAUCUCGAAGCACCGGAGUUGAACCGGACGGUGAGCUCGAAAGUUGUGGUUGGCCGUCACGGGAUCCGGAUCCGGCCGUGGCCGCAUCCAAACCCUGCUGAGGUCAUGAAGGCGCACCAAAUUAUUGAGAGAGUUCAAAGGGAACAGAGGCUUCAGUUUGGGGUCAAGAACCCGAGGACUGUGAUUGCGGUUACUCCAACCUACGUUCGUACGUUCCAGACGCUGCACAUGACGGGUUUGAUGCACUCGUUGAUGCUGGUGCCUUACGAUCUCGUGUGGAUCGUCGUGGAGGCUGGUGGAGUAACCAACGAGACUGCAUCAAUUAUAGCGAAGUCCGGCUUGAGGACUAUUCAUACCGGUUUUGAUCACCGGAUGCCUAAUACUUGGGCAGAUCGUCACCGUAUGGAGGCUCAAAUGAGGCUUCACGCUUUGAGGGUUGUGCGAGAGCAGAAGCUGGAUGGGAUUGUUAUGUUUGCUGAUGAUAGUAAUAUGCAUGGUAUGGAGCUUUUUGAUGAGAUCCAGAAUGUCAAGUGGUUUGGUGCUGUUUCAGUAGGAAUAUUGGCUCAUUCGGGUAAUCCCGAUGAAUCAUCAGGUUUAAUUCAGAAAGUAGAGGGUGAGGAGAACCCAUCAAUGCCAAUUCAAGGUCCUGCUUGUAACGCUUCUAAUAAGUUGGCUGGUUGGCACACCUUUAACACUUUGCCUUAUGAGGGAAGGAGAGCAACUUACAUUGAUGACAGGGCUACUGUACUGCCCAGUAAGCUAGAAUGGGCUGGGUUUGUGUUGAAUUCGAGGUUGCUAUGGAAGGAGGCUAAUGAUAAACCAGAGUGGGUAAAAGACUUAGAUAAGCUUGAUCAGGAUAUAGAGAGUCCUUUGUCUUUGCUGAACAAUCCUUCUUCAGUAGAGCCGCUUGGAAGCUGCGGGCGUCAAGUUCUGCUUUGGUGGCUCCGAGUUGAGGCUCGUGCAGAUAGCAAAUUUCCUCCCAGAUGGAUAAUUGACCCACCCUUGGAGAUCACUGUCCCAGCAAAACGCUCACCAUGGCCAGACGCUCCUCCUGAACUCCCUUCUAAUGAAAAGGCGGUGAUUGGUGACCAGGAUCAGAUGGUCAAGCAUACUACAAAAACUCGAUCAUCCAGGUCAAAACGAUCUCGAAGUAAGAAGAAGCUUGAAGCAAGAGUAGUAGAAACCCAGGUUUCUGCUAGGCAUUCUGAUCAUAACUGAAACUUUAGGGCAAUCCUUGAUGAAGUUUAUACAUUCGUGUGAAUUUGAGACUGAUGAGUUCAAUGCUGAGAAAUUUGAAUUAUAAGGCCGAACGGGACAAAGUCCUACCGGAUGGUGGCUACAUUUAUAAGGCAUCUGUUAUAGUGCCCAGUCGAUAUGGGGUUUUGGUUGAAGUUCCACCAUAUUUUUCACAUCUCUGUGGUCUCUGUCUUCCGCGAUGACUGAUGGAUACUGUUUUUUCAUGGAAGAGGUAUGUCAACAACUCAUGCUGUGUCUGCUGCUUCAGGAACUUUGUCUGAUAUUCUUCAAAUCUUGUACAUGAUUUUCAAGCAUAGGAAUUAAAAGAGUUUGUGUCCAAUUGUUGGAUAUGUAGAAAUGUUGUCCAGUGUAAUAAAAUUAUCUUUUCUUGCCAUUUUUGAUGUAAUAGAAGUAUGCAUGCAUUAUUUGAGGAUUUUCUGAA